CAACGGUUUUGCUGACAGUCGUCCUAUCGCAUCAUUCCGUGCGCCGUUGGCGUGUUUAACAGUUGUGUAUAUUUGUAGCCUUUUUUUGUGCCGUUUGCGAAGAAGUGCAACUUAGGAACGAAGACUUCUUACCGUAUCGUGAACACUGAUUCUACUACCUGUAAAAUGUCGCGUAUUAUGAGAAUCGAUGAGAACCACGCCGCUUCCCACCAGAAUGAAGGAUUGAAGAAGGUAGCUGCCGCCAGACGACCGGUUCUUGGAGAGCUUGGGAACAGAGUUCUUCGCCAUGAAUCUCAGGAUUUGUUGGUAAAGGGCACUGACAAAGGAACGAGUUUAAAAGCAGCAAACCCAACGUUGAAGAACAUCAAACCUCGCGUCGAUACCCGAUGGAAGAAAACCGAAAAUGUGGCGGUAGGAGCCGUGACGAAGAAACCCAUUACACGCUCAGAUGCAUCAAAAAGUGCAGCUGAUGUAAAACAUGUCGUCAUCACCGGGGCCAAGACUCAGUCAACAGCUCAGGAGGCUGUGAAAGUACAAGUGCAAUUAAACAAAGGCAAUGAGGUUAAACAUGUAGGCUUGAAACGGGAAGAGAGUCAGCUAUCUUUGCGUUCGCUAGCGAAGCAGAAUCGGAAGGGUCAACAGAAAACAUCAUGCAGCUCUGCAUCUUCCACUGAAGACAUUGCCCAGUCAACAAAUUUGGCAGCGAAAACGGAACGUUUGGAUACGCAUUCGCAAAAGUUGCUGGAAAGCAUCGAAAACAUUGACAUAAACGAUGCAUGGAAUCCGAUGUUGGUUUCUGAAUAUGUGAACGACAUUUACAACUAUCUGAACAGAUUGGAAAGUACUCGAGGAUACGCAUUGCAGGAAAAUUUCCUUGAUGGCCAAAAAGAGAUCACUGCUAAAAUGCGAACCAUUCUGAUCGAUUGGAUUAACGAAGUGCACCAUCAGUUUAAGCUCGACAUUGACACCUACCACAUGACAGUAUCGCUGAUCGAUCGCUAUCUACAGAAAGUGAAAACGGUCCCCAAAAGGCAGCUUCAGCUUGUCGGAGUGACCGCAAUGUUCAUUGCUUCGAAGUAUGAGGAACUGUUUCCACCAGAGAUCCAUGAUUUCGUCUUCAUUACCGACGACACGUACCAGAAACAGCAAAUCCUGGAUAUGGAAAAGGAGAUUGUUAAGCAGUUAGACUUCAACUUGGGCAAACCACUCCCAACGCACUUUUUGCGGCGGUUUUCGAAGGCCGCCAAAGCAUCGGACAUUAACCAUGUGUUGGCAAAAUAUUUAAUCGAACUCGCCAGUGUGGACUACAGCACCGCUCAUUACAAGCCAUCGGAGAUCGCUGCAGCUGCGUUGUACAUUUCUCUGUAUCUCUUUCCCGUAUCGUCUCGUGGAGGAAAUGGUUCAUCCGGAAAGAUUUGGAAUCGAACGUUAGAACAUUACACGCACUACAGUGUGCAUGAUUUGGCACCAAUUGUUCGAAGGCUGGCAAGCGUUGUAAAGCUGGUGCCAAAGAUGUCGGAGAAAAAACUGAAGGCUACGUGGCUAAAAUACUCAUCCUCUAAACUGCAAUGCAUUUCAACCCAUUCAAAGCUGAAGGGGGUUGAAAUUGAUUCAUUGAGCGAGGGUAAGUUGGUAAUGUAAUGGUAAUGAAGACGAACUAUUUAAGGUGUAAUAGUUGUUGUUGUGUGUGACUUAACUGACGACAUAAACAUUGUUGUAAGGUGAAUUGUGAAAGAGUUUUAGAACAUUGUGAGUUUUAGAAAGACAGUCAAAUUUUUGUUUUGUAAUGCCACGUACUUGUAAAACUUAAUACGCAAAGAAAAACUGCAGAAAAGAAGUCUCAUUAUGCAUUCCUUGUUGUGGGAUAAAAAUCCCACAAUAUGACUGAAUAGGAAUAGCAUAAAUUUUGAAUUGUUACAUCGACUUCAAACUAAUGAAGCGCAUGGUUUUACUCGUGUACUUAAUUUUGUAAUCGUAGGUAAAUCAAACGUAGAUAUCAUUGGACAUCUAAUCAAUAAAAAAUGAUAAAGUCCCAUAGAA
Molecule: messenger RNA, 2040 nt
Organism: Anopheles coustani
Lineage: Eukaryota; Metazoa; Arthropoda; Insecta; Diptera; Culicidae
Product: G2/mitotic-specific cyclin-B-like
Exons: 6
Coding region: 166-1641 (491 amino acids)
Biological process (GO): regulation of cyclin-dependent protein serine/threonine kinase activity; mitotic cell cycle phase transition
Cellular component (GO): nucleus; cytoplasm; cyclin-dependent protein kinase holoenzyme complex
Molecular function (GO): cyclin-dependent protein serine/threonine kinase regulator activity
Source: RefSeq, a predicted model, not a curated record